CUAACUAUGUCCACAAAUACAAAGAGAGAUUUGGGUUCUAAUGAAGAAGAAAGUGAGCUGAGAAGAGGUCCUUGGACUCUAGAAGAAGACAGCCUACUCAUACACUAUAUUGCUCGUCAUGGAGAAGGUCGUUGGAAUAUGUUAGCUAAAAGUGCAGGAUUGAAGAGGACUGGAAAAAGCUGUAGACUCAGAUGGCUGAAUUAUUUGAAACCAGACAUUAAGAGAGGAAACCUUACUCCACAAGAACAGCUGUUGAUCCUUGAACUCCAUUCCAAGUGGGGUAACAGGUGGUCAAAAAUUGCUCAGCAUCUUCCUGGAAGAACAGACAAUGAAAUUAAAAACUACUGGAGAACAAGGGUACAGAAACAGGCACGCCAACUUAACAUUGAGUCUGGUAGCAAGAGAUUCAUUGAUGCUGUCAAGUGUUUUUGGAUGCCAAGAUUGCUUCAAAAGAUGGAACAGGACACUUAUCCCAGCUCUUGCUCUUCCAUGACAAACAUAAAUUUUGGGAAUUCUGCAGAAGCUUCAAGCAGUUCAACAAAAACCAGCUCCAAUAUUCCUUCUCUGUCUCCAUCAUCUCCUCCACAGAGGGAAUUUAUAGAUGCUGCAAAUCAUUUCAGCACUAUGUCAAGUCCUAGCAAUCCUUUCUCGGACUCCUUCCAAUUUUCACAGUUACUUGAAAUUUCAGAACCACCUAAAAGUACUCCCAAUGUGUUUGAGAACAAUGUUUACAGCUACCCAAUCCAGGAUAGCUACUAUGCUGAUACCAAUAACUAUGGCAUGGAAGGUCUAAAUCUGGAUCCAAUGUCAAUAAUGGAAACUUAUGACAUUCCACAGUUCGAUUUUCAGACUGCGGGGAGUGGCUGGAUGUUGGACAACAUGGGUGAUACUUUAUGGAACAUGGAUGCUAUGUGA
Molecule: messenger RNA, 915 nt
Organism: Gastrolobium bilobum
Lineage: Eukaryota; Viridiplantae; Streptophyta; Magnoliopsida; Fabales; Fabaceae
Product: transcription factor MYB62-like
Exons: 3
Coding region: 7-915 (302 amino acids)
Biological process (GO): regulation of DNA-templated transcription
Cellular component (GO): nucleus
Molecular function (GO): DNA-binding transcription factor activity; catalytic activity; sequence-specific DNA binding
Source: RefSeq, a predicted model, not a curated record